Messenger RNA from Corylus avellana, 2584 nucleotides. Its product is annotated as vacuolar-sorting receptor 3. NCBI's taxonomy places the organism in Eukaryota, Viridiplantae, Streptophyta, Magnoliopsida, Fagales, Betulaceae. The record is from RefSeq and is a predicted model, not a curated record. Gene Ontology annotation, molecular function: calcium ion binding.
UUAUAGAGCAUCACACUAGGGAAAUGAAGACGUUGAUGCUCGAGGAAUUUUCUCCCAACACCGAUAGAAAUCCCUUCGUCCUUUUCUAAGUUCUUUCCUACACACACGCACGCAGAUCCAACACAAUCAACAGGGCAUCAACAACGACAACAGAAGCAACCAUUUUCCCAAAAGAAACACAAAAGCAGGCUCGACUUUUUUUUUUUUUUUUUGGGUUUUCCUCGAAAAAAAAAAUUUCAGAACCCGGGGAUUUUAUGUUUCAAAGGAACAAUCUUUCUUCUGUUUUUUCAACCGACUGAUCCAAAAACCAGAACCCAUUUUUUCGUUUUCCUUGAUAGGCCCUAAAAAUGAAGCUCCAGAGAUCAGCAGCGACACUCCUCCUAGGGUUUCUGGUGGUGUCUUUGAUACCCUCAUCAAUCGCGAGAUUUGUGGUGGAGAAGAACAGCUUGAGGGUGACAUCUCCGGACAGCAUCAAAGGCACGCAUGACAGUGCCAUUGGGAACUUUGGGAUACCUCAGUAUGGGGGCAGCAUGGCUGGGGUUGUGGUGUACCCCAAGGAUAACAAGAAGGGUUGUAAAGUUUUCGAUGAGUUCGGGAUUUCGUUCAAGGCCAAGCCCGGAGCUCUCCCGACCUUCGUUGUGCUCGAUCGUGGAGAUUGCUUCUUCGCUUUGAAGGUCUGGAAUGCCCAGAAUGCUGGGGCUUCUGCAGUUCUUGUUGCAGAUGACGUUGAGGAACCAUUGAUAACCAUGGACUCUCCUGAAGAAGAUGGUUCCUCCGCAAAAUACAUUGAAAACAUAACAAUACCAUCUGCACUCAUUGAAAAACGUUUUGGGGAAGCAUUAAAGAAAGCAUUCAGCGCUGGGGACAUGGUCAAUGUGAAUCUUGACUGGAGAGAAGCUGUUCCGCAUCCAGAUGAUCGCGUGGAAUAUGAAUUGUGGACCAACAGCAAUGAUGAAUGUGGGGUUAAAUGUGACAUGUUGAUGGAGUUUGUGAAGGAUUUCAAGGGUGCUGCACAGAUACUUGAGAAAGGUGGUUACACUCAAUUCACACCCCAUUAUAUAACUUGGUACUGUCCCCAGGCAUUCACCUUAAGCAAACAGUGCAAGUCCCAGUGCAUUAAUCAUGGAAGGUAUUGUGCUCCUGAUCCUGAACAGGACUUCAGCACAGGUUAUGAAGGGAAAGACGUUGUUCUUGAGAACUUAAGGCAGCUAUGUGUUUUUAGAGUGGCAAAUGAGACAAAAAAGCCUUGGGCGUGGUGGGACUACGUAACUGAUUUUCAAAUUAGAUGUCCUAUGAAAGAGAAAAAAUACAAGAAGGAAUGUGCUGAUGCUGUUAUCAAAUCACUUGGUGUCGAUAUUAAAAAGGUUGAGAAGUGUAUGGGGGAUGCAAAUGCUGACUCUGAAAAUCCUGUUCUAAAAGAAGAGCAAGAUGCUCAGGUUGGGAAAGGAACGAGAGGUGAUGUAACCAUCUUGCCAACCCUUGUUGUCAAUAACCGACAGUAUCGAGGGAAGUUGGACAAAGGUGCAGUUCUGAAGGCCAUCUGUGCUGGUUUUCAGGAAACUACUGAACCAGCUGUUUGUUUGAGCAGUGAUGUGGAGACAAAUGAGUGCUUGGACAAUAAUGGUGGUUGCUGGCAAGACAAAGCAGCCAAUCUCACAGCCUGCAAGGAUACAUUUCGUGGGAGGGUGUGUGAAUGCCCCUUGGUGGAUGGUGUGCAGUUCAAAGGAGAUGGUUAUACCACUUGUGAAGCUAGUGGGCCCGGGAGGUGCAAGAUAAAUAAUGGAGAUUGUUGGCAUGCAUCCCGAGAUGGACACACGUUCUCUGCUUGUUCGGAUAAUGGAGAGGUUAAAUGCCAGUGUCCACAAGGAUUUAAGGGUGAUGGUGUCAAAAGUUGUGAAGAUAUUGAUGAAUGUAAAGAGAAGAAAGCUUGUCAGUGCCCUGAGUGUAGCUGCAAGAAUACCUGGGGGAGCUACGACUGCAGUUGCAGUGGAGAUCUUUUGUAUAUCAGGGACCAUGAUACCUGCAUUAGUAAGAGUGCUAGUCAAACAAAAUCUGCUUGGGCUGCUGUUUGGGUCAUAUUGAUAGGCUUGGCUAUGGCUGCUGGUGGGGCAUAUCUUGUGUACAAAUAUAGAUUACGGUCAUACAUGGAUUCAGAAAUCAGAGCUAUAAUGGCACAGUAUAUGCCUCUAGACAGUCAAGCUGAAAUACCAAACCAUGUCGAUGAACAUGCAUAGAAAGGAAAUUCCGUUGUUCAUUUUUCUUGAGGAUUUCAGGUGCUAGCGCAUCAUUACACCCAUGGUUAUUAAUGCAGUCACGAAUUUUGAGGAGUUGGAUCUUAUAUUCUUGUAAAAUAUGCUAGAUAAUAAAAGAAUGCAGAGUAAAAAUUGUCCUGUUAUAUUUGUUAGCAGUGCAACCAUGCUGAACAUCAAGAGCUGGGUUGGAAGCAGAUUGCAAAGCAUCUAGAAAGUCCGUUUCCCAUCCUGAAAAAUCUUGUCCCCUAAUUUAAAUAGCAAUUAUGUAAUUUAUUUAUACCUUUAAGAUGAGCUGACUUCAUUGUCUUUAUAAUUCUCUGUUUUUAGGUUUA